Sander lucioperca (pikeperch) is the source of this 2003-nucleotide messenger RNA. Its product is annotated as proteinase-activated receptor 2-like. NCBI's taxonomy places the organism in Eukaryota, Metazoa, Chordata, Actinopteri, Perciformes, Percidae. Gene Ontology annotation, cellular component: membrane. Bases 22 to 1155 code for a protein of 377 amino acids. Gene Ontology annotation, biological process: thrombin-activated receptor signaling pathway; phospholipase C-activating G protein-coupled receptor signaling pathway; positive regulation of Rho protein signal transduction. The transcript is spliced from 2 exons. The record is from RefSeq and is a predicted model, not a curated record. Gene Ontology annotation, molecular function: thrombin-activated receptor activity.
ACAAGCCUAUUUUCUGCAGUUAUGGCUCCGCAGACACGAUGGUUUCACCUGUUCCUCCUUUUCUGCUGCGUGUGGAGCUGCCAGUGCCAGACAGAGGAAGAGACCAGAGGCUUCACUGGUACAGAGACAGCUGAAGGGGUGGAGGUCAACUCCCAAGUCAGUCGAGUGCUGAGGAGCCGUCUAACAACCGUCUUCAUCCCAAUCAUCUACAUCAUCGUGUUUGCUGUGGGACUGCCCACCAACACCAUGGCAAUCUGGGUGUUCCUCUUCAGGACCAAGAAAAGGCAUCCGUCGUCCAUCUACAUGGCCAACCUGGCUCUGGCUGACCUGCUGUUUGUCAUCUGGAUCCCCUUAAAGAUAGCGUACCACUUCAACGGCAACAACUGGAUCUACGGGGAGGGCUUGUGCAAAGUGCUGGUGGGGUUUUUCUACGGCAACAUGUACUGCUCCAUCUUCUUCAUCACCUGUAUAAGUGUUCAGCGUUACUGGGCCGUGGUCCACCCGCUGUCCCUUCAGCAGAAAGACAACCGUGUAGCUGUCACCGUCUCCGUCACGGUCUGGGUGGUGGUCUGGCUCCUCACCAUCCUGCUCUACCUGUAUGAACAAGAGGUCCGCGUCACAAACCUCAACAUCCUCACCUGCCACGACGUCACCAGGACCAGUCAGAAGGAAAUAGCUGCGGGCUACUUCCUGACAAUGGGAAUUGUGGGAUUUGUUGCGCCCACCGUUGUGUGCAUCAUAUCCUUCGUCCUCAUGCUCAAGUCUCUCAGGAACAGCAUGGCUGACCCCGACAUCACCAAGAGGCGACGAAAAGCCGUGGUCCUGAUCAUCACCGUGCUGGUGAUGUUUUUGGUGUGCUUCACCCCCAGUAAUAUCAUGCUGCUGGUGCACUACGUCCUCCUGUUGGUUGGGGCCAACAACAACCUGUACGGAUUUUAUAUCAUCACCCUGUGUUUGGCGAGUCUCAACAGCUGCUUCGACCCCUUUGUUUACUACUUCAUCUCCGAGGACUUCAGGGAUCAUGUGAAGAACACGUUCCUGUGCAGGAGUGAGAGGACAGUGGAGAGGAUGAGGGUCUCCUUCAGCGCUCUCAAGUUCUCCAAAAAGAGCAACACGAAUACGUCUGGUUCAGGGAACACUCGGAGCACUAAGUGAGAGUGAGAGCUAGUGCAUCAUUGGUUUUUAUGCUAAUUCCUCAUCAUAAAACUCCCCCUAAAAUAACAUGAAUUUCUUUACUGUGGCUUCUUCCAUAUCUGUGAGGAAAGUUUUCUUCUGUGCUAAAAAUGUCAGAGAAGCAUUGAGCUUUCUAAGUUACUGCUUGUUUUAAUUUUGUAAAUACAUUAUUUGUUGUAUCCAUCCUUAACAAUUUAACUGAUAUUUAAUGCUCUUUACUCGAUCUAGGCUUCUGCAGUUUCAUUUGACUUCAUCCAAACAUGAAUUAUUGUACUUCGGUAAUUUCUUUAUGUGUCUGAUAUUUUAGUACAGGCUGUAAUUUUAUUGAGAUGGAUAAUGCUUCAGUCUUUUUAAUGUGCCUGAAGGAUUUCAAACCAAACAUUUAGCAUGUUGAGUGAUGCGUGAUACAAGCGAGAUAGAAUGUACGACUUUCCUCCGUCACACUGUCUGCAAGUCUUAAAAUUCUCAAGCAGCAUUCAACUUGUUUCUUAAAGGUGGUAGAAGGUUUACAAAAGUUUUAAAUUUAAUUUACAAAAAGUCUUGAAUAUUUUCUUUUGCCUGUUUCUGUACGAUAUCAUACAAACCCAUUUAUGAGAAAGCAUUGGAAUGUUACUUAUACAAUGUUUUUGUUUCUGAUUGCAUGCUGUUGGGAGAUGUUAUCUAUAAACCAAAAGUAGGAUUGUGUGACAGUAAAUUGUCAUGCAGGAAGCUGUCUAAUUGUUUUUUUGUUGAGUGUCAGAGUUUUAGCAAACACUGUCACUACUGCAACUACAGUAGCUGUAGGAAGCUCAUUUACUUAAAAUGGGUGUUGUUUUAGCAACAACUUUUAA